CUCCUGUCUUAUCAAACAUGGCGGCGCGCAUGACACACCCGGGCAGUUUCGUCAAACAACAGCACGAUAAAUUGUCUACAGAUGAUUAAUACUGUAGCUUCUUUGGGGCUUGGGAUCUGUUCGUUUUAUUUUUUUUAACCAUGCUCCCGUCCUUAGCAACUUUGUGCUGCCGAAAUGGGGCAACCAUGUCAUUCAUGGGUGCUAAAUUGUCCCGUCUAUCAGCGGUCACCAAGCGAGCUGCUCGCCGCUAUGGAGCGCCACCAUCACCCGCGGUGAGGCUCUUCCUCACUCCCGGCGGUGUGCACGUCAGACGGAUCUCCCUGUCAGAUUCCGCGUGGCGGCAGGACGCGGAGUUCGCCUCGCCGUCUGAUGAAGACUUCGGCACCCUUUCCGCCGAAAUUUCCGGCCGGAGGUCGUUUCGUAAAGUUAGCCCGGAGAUGUUGGACCUGAGCUACCAACAAGACGACGACGACCAGAAGCCGGAGGAAACUUCACGCAGGCCCGGCAGGAGAAAUACCACCUAUUGGUACUUCUUACAAUGCAAGAAGCUGAUUAAAGCUGGGAAGCUUGAGGAGGCCUUGGAGAUGUUUGAGAAAGACAUGCUGCGCGGAGAGCGGCUGCAGCCGGAGGAGUACAACUACAGCGUGCUCAUAGGAGGCUGCGGGCGAGCCGGACACCUCAACAAGGCCUUCAAGCUCUACAACGACCUGAAGAAGCGAGGUCUAGAGGCGUCGGACGCCACCUACACGGCUCUGUUCAACGCCUGCGCAGAGUCGCCGCACAGACGCGCGGCUCUGGAGAAGGCGCUCAAGCUGGAACGGGAAGUGAGACGCAAGAACCUCACUCUCGGCUCGGCCACCUACCACGCCGUCCUCAAGUGGCAUGCGCUCAGCGGCAACCUGCACGCCUGCAUGCACACGCUCAGGGAAAUGCUGGAUGUCGGUCGCGCCGUUACUCAGGAGACGUUUCACUACUUGCUGAUGGGAUGUCUGAACGACAAAGAGCUCGGAUUCAGGCUGGCUUUGCAGGUGUGGCGGCAGAUGCUCAAGUCCGGCCUCGCUCCCGACUCCAAGAACUACAACCUGCUCUUGAGGACCGCAAGGGAUUGCCGGAUUGGUGACCCCGGACUGGCCUCCGGCAUCCUGCUCCAGUCAAACGAGUCCCACAACAAGUCAGGCAAACGAGUGGACGUUGAUCUUCUGGAGCGUCAACUGCUCGGCCAAACCGACGUCCCAAGUGGGGGUGGCGAGACGCAAAACCCCUUGGUGCCGCUCACACCGGCAGAAUCUGCACUCCUGCCCAUUGACUCCACCCCAAACCUGCUGGACUUGCUGGAGGGAAAGGGCGGCGGUGGCCUGAUCUCCUUUGGAGCUGUGGAAGGAGCGUCUGACAGACUAGCUGUGCUGGGCGGGGGCCGAGGUUUCCUGGAGAAGAUGGCGGCGGGCGGGUUGGAGCCCGACCUGCAGACUCUGACGCUGCUGGCGGACACCAUGGCGCCCGGUCUUCAGUCUUUGGAGACGCUAUUGGAGGCGGCCAAACGGCACCACAUCAAGUUGGACGCCGCCUUUUUCAACUCGGCCAUUCGCAGGGCUGCCAGAAGUGGGGACCUGGAUGCAGCCAAGGCCGUGUUGAGUGUGAUGCGACAGCGCCACGUGACCGUGGAUGUGCAGACGUUUGGGAGCCUGGCGCUGGGAUGCCAGAGACAAAAGGAAGGACUCCAACUACUCACCGACAUGGAAGAGGCGGGGUUACAACCCAACACGCAUGUGUACUCUGCCCUGAUUGGCCGAGCAAGUCGCCGUCUGGAUUACGCUUACCUCAAAACGCUGUUGAAAAGCAUGCGUGACAAGGGGGUGUGGCCUAACCAAGUCAUCAUCAAACAGCUGGAGUUUGCUGCUCAGUAUCCCCCCAACUUUGACAAGUACAAGUCCCGCAACAACUACCUGCUCCAAAUUGACGGCUUCCGCGGUUACUACGAGCAGUGGUUGCAAAGCAUGCCGGCUCAGGGCGAGCAGGACGGGCAGUCGGCAUUGAGCGCCGCCUUUGUCAAAACUCAAGCCGAGAUGAUUGAGGGCCGGAAGAAGCAAAGAGCGGCGGCGAGGAUCACACUGAGCAGCAGGAAACAAACGACGAGACCUUAGUUGUGGCUUUUGUAUCGUGAUUGUCAAUGCGCUUUCAGAAUAAAAACGUGUUUAUUGUACA
Hippocampus comes (tiger tail seahorse) is the source of this 2202-nucleotide messenger RNA. RefSeq names its product pentatricopeptide repeat domain 1 (gene ptcd1). Gene Ontology annotation, biological process: tRNA 3'-end processing. The transcript has 8 exons. Gene Ontology annotation, cellular component: mitochondrial matrix. Gene Ontology annotation, molecular function: tRNA binding; protein binding. NCBI's taxonomy places the organism in Eukaryota, Metazoa, Chordata, Actinopteri, Syngnathiformes, Syngnathidae. The coding region runs from base 141 to 2141 and encodes 666 amino acids. The record is from RefSeq and is a predicted model, not a curated record.